AUGUACCGCCGCCCGCGCUCAGCACCGAAGCUGCAGGGUUUGCCGCGGCGACCGCCCGUCAGCUCCGCAGCCGCCCCGCCUCGGGCCCGCCCCUCGGCGCCAGGCGCCCAGCGCCGGGCCCGCCCCCGGCCGCGGCCCACACAGCGCCGACCCUUCCCGCGGCGCGCUGGGCCUCGCGCCCUCCUAGAUAUUAUAUUAGGGCGCGGGCGACCGACUGACCUUCUCGGUCCGCGCCUCCGAGUGCAGCCGGCUCACCGGGCGCUGUCACGAACGCGGGCCUUUAGCGCGUUCGCGCGCCUCUUCAGGCGCUCGAACCACUCGCACCCGACUCCAUCCCUUCCCGCGUGCGGCGGCGCGGCUGUGGCGACCUCAGCCUGA
Molecule: messenger RNA, 378 nt
Organism: Rangifer tarandus platyrhynchus (Svalbard reindeer)
Lineage: Eukaryota; Metazoa; Chordata; Mammalia; Artiodactyla; Cervidae
Source: the annotation of a GenBank genome assembly